UUUCAUUCACUACGGAUUUGUCGAGUUAACCUGACCUCUAUUCUGUUUCGAUUCCAACAUAAAUCUUUUAGUUUUCGCCCGAAAGCCUUUUUGCAUAGAUAGCGUGUGUGUUUUUUUUGUUUCUGUUUCUUUUUUGAUUCUUGGACGAGCUUUUCCUGGGUGAACUUUUAAGUUGUUUUUUUUUUUUGCACAACCUACCUGAGUUGUGUGUCUCUUCUCUGCACGCCUCCUCUCCACCAUGGAUUUGGUUUGGAUUGUGGGCUUCGUGGUGAUCGUCUGCGUUCGGUUCACUUCAGCGGAGCGGCACAGCGUCUACUGGAACAGCACGAAUCCAAAGUUUCUAUGGGACGAUUACGCCGUGGAGGUAAAGCUCAACGACUACCUGGACAUCGUCUGCCCCCAUUACCCUCAGGGCGAGGUGCCGCAGCUGGACGCCGAGCGCUACGUGCUCUACAUGGUGGAGCGAGAGGACUUUGAAACUUGCAAGCCCCAGUCGUACGACCAAAUGCGCUGGGAGUGCGGCCAUCCAUUUGCUCCUCACGCGGCGGAGAAGUUCUCAGAAAAGUUUCAGCGGUUUACUCCGUUCACUCUGGGGAAGGAGUUCCGCCAAGGAGAAAGCUACUAUUAUAUCUCUAAACCUUUGCACCACCAUGGUCAGGAGUGCCUCAGGCUCAGGGUGGAUGUCGUAGCUGCUGAUGGCUCUCAGGAGGCCAGAGUGGCUAAAGGAGGCACAGGUGGGGCUGGAGCUGGAGCUGGGGGUGGGGUUCACAACCCGUCCAACAGACUGCCUGCAGCAGAUGACCCGGUAGUGAUCCUGCCGGACGUCCAGAAGAGCGUACGGACGAACUCUGCAGUGGCGGCUACGUCCCUCUCGAUCCUUUCUCUACUGGUCCCUUUUUCAUUACUACUGUUGUUGCACUGAGAGGACGAGAAAGGACUGCUGUUGGCAGACGUUCUUGCAUUUUCAGGGACUACACAAUGAAGACAGUCCGUGGGGAUGAAACCACUGACUCAAAAAGACAGUUUUCGGUGCCCAGUGCUGGCCACAGGGAGAGACUUUUGAAGCUUGUAAAGUACAGCUGGACUCUCUUGCACUACACGUGCGAAGCAACUCCUGAGCAUUUGAGACAAAGUGUGUGUGCUUUGUCAUAUUUUUCUAAAGUUGAUGGUAGUUUUUUGCCUGGAAAGACCAAUUUAACUUAGUGCUCUCUCCAAAAGACAUGAACCUGUUUGGAUGAUAAGGUUUGAAAAAAUAUGAAGACGUCAAGGAAGAACCCAAAAUGGCUGAAGAACAAUCAAAAGGAACUCUAUGACUUAUAUAGAUAUAGAGAGUAAUUGGGAAAGUUUUCACGUACCCUUUGAGCCAAAGAUCAGUCAUCUCUCCAACUUGUACACUAUUCCACCCUCGACUAUUGUGUACUAUUUGUUGUAUUGUUCUUGUAAUGGUAAUGAGUGGCAUUGACGUCCCAAGUGAUUACUUUCUCUAAAUGUAGCAUUGACAGACACACGGGGCAGUUCUCAUCACAAUCAUUCCUUUGCAAACUCGACCAUGUGCUUCUAUACUGUAGCACUAAACCUGCACAGUACAGACACACCAUCACACACACUGACGUCAGAUGACAUAAAAAAAAAACACACCACAUUGAACUGUGUUAUGUGUACAUUCUGUGAAGGUAAUUUAUGACAUUUGCAGCUGAGAAGUUUUACUGUAUAUUCCAUAAAAGAGAUGUUUACUGUUGGUAACAGGGAGAGCUUUUUGUUCCUCUCUCUCCUGGUAGAGUUAGUACUUAUGUGAAAGGAGAGAAUGGG
Molecule: messenger RNA, 1809 nt
Organism: Labrus bergylta (ballan wrasse)
Lineage: Eukaryota; Metazoa; Chordata; Actinopteri; Labriformes; Labridae
Gene: efna1a
Product: ephrin-A1a
Biological process (GO): axon guidance; ephrin receptor signaling pathway
Cellular component (GO): plasma membrane
Molecular function (GO): ephrin receptor binding
Source: RefSeq, a predicted model, not a curated record